This is a messenger RNA of Papaver somniferum (opium poppy), 2708 nucleotides long. Its product is annotated as ribosome biogenesis protein BMS1 homolog. Lineage: Eukaryota; Viridiplantae; Streptophyta; Magnoliopsida; Ranunculales; Papaveraceae. Gene Ontology annotation, biological process: maturation of SSU-rRNA from tricistronic rRNA transcript (SSU-rRNA, 5.8S rRNA, LSU-rRNA); endonucleolytic cleavage of tricistronic rRNA transcript (SSU-rRNA, 5.8S rRNA, LSU-rRNA); ribosome biogenesis. The transcript has 13 exons. The record is from RefSeq and is a predicted model, not a curated record. Bases 51 to 2027 code for a protein of 658 amino acids. Gene Ontology annotation, molecular function: GTP binding; GTPase activity; U3 snoRNA binding. Gene Ontology annotation, cellular component: 90S preribosome; nucleus.
UAAACCUCCAUCCACUCCUCCCCCCACCUGUACACUCCGACGCCGCCUUAAUGGCUUCUUCGUCUCGUAAUCGACGACAAGAAGAUUCAUACAUCGAAUAUGGUGUUUCAUACUUAAAGAUCUACAAUAUGAAGAGUUGUGAUGAGGAUUGUGCUGAUCAUCACCAGAGCGAUCCACAUCCAGAUUUUAUGGAUAUUGAUCAUACCACUGAAGAAGAACGACCCCCAUAUGUUAUAGUUGUUCACGGCCCUCCCAAGGUCGGUAAAACUCUCUUAAUAAAGUGUCUGGUGGAUUUCUAUACCAAGGGAAGUCAUUCUGACAUGGCAGGCCCGAUUAGGAUUGUAGCAGGAAACAAAAGACGGAUACAGUUUGUGGAGUGCCCCAAUAAUGUCAAUGGCAUGAUUGACGCUGCAAAGUAUGCCGAUGCUGUGAUAUUCCUCAUUGAUGCGGGUUAUGAGUUUGAGAUGGAAACAUUUGAGUUCCUCGAACUUUUGAAAGUUCAUGGCAUGCCCAAGGUUAUGGGGGUGCUUACAUAUCUUGAUAGCUUCAAGAGAGAAUAUGUACUCACAAGGACUCGGCAAAGCCUCUUGGACCAGUUUCAGACUCAAAUAUGCAAAGGAGCACAGCUAUUCUGCUUAUCUAGUCUUCAUAAUGGGAUGUACUUGGAGAAAGAAAUUAGCGAACUGGCAAACUACAUAUCCACCAUGGAGUUCCAUCCUUUGUCAUGGCGUGCUGCACGUCCUUAUAUGCUGGUAGAUCAUUUUAAAGAUGUCACUCCUCAAGAGACAGUCCAAAUGGAUAAUGAAUGCCCGAGAAACAUUAUCUUGGAAGGGUACCUUCGAGGAUGUCACAUCGAGGAAGGAACUAAGGUGCAUAUUGCUGGAGUUGGUGAUUUCCAGUUAGCUAGCGUGACAAGCUUAGCUGAUCCAUUUCCUGUUGAUAGCGGUCUUGCUGAGUUAACCUGCAUGGAGUGCGGGUGUGUCAGAGCAGGGUCUUAUGUUAGCCUUAAGUUCCACAACGUUCCAUUUGAAAUGGUUAAAAAUCAUAAUCCUUGUCAGCCUAUUCUCGUUGGAGGUAUCACUAUUGAAGAAGAAGCUGUUGGAUGUAUUCAGGCAAAGCUUGAGUUACAUAGCUGGCAUUUGAAGCUAUUGAAGUCAAAGGACCCUAUCAUUGUUUCAGUUGGUUGGAGGCGGUACCAGACAAGACCUAUUUAUACCCUGGAAGACUGCCGUGGAAUCUAUCGGUUUCUCGAACACACUCCGCGAAACAGGCUCUGUUAUGCAAUGUUUUGGGGCCCUCUUGCGCCUCCCAAUACUGGACUUGCUGUUGUGCAAAGUCUGGCAGACAACAAGCACAGGGCAGCAUUUAGGUUCUUAGCAAAGGCUUCUGUAGUUGAUGUUAACAAGGCCGCACGGAUAGUUAAGAAAAUAAAGCGGUUUGGAACUCCUUGUAAGAUAUCCCAAAAAACUGUUUUUAUAAAGGGUAUGUUCAAAUCAGACCUCGAAAUUGCUAAUUUCAAGGAUGCAAAACUUCGGACUGCAAGUGGAGUUUCUGGGAAGAUUAAUGAGCCUGCAGGGGAAGGUCUUGCUCAUGGACUAGAAGGGAUUGCUAAAUGCACAUUUCAGCGCAAAAUUCGCAAGCAUGAUACAGUUCGCAUGCAUGUGUGUAGAAAGGUUAAGGUUCCUCGCUUCUUCGACCCAAUAAUGAGAGGUCCAGAACCACCUGACCGUAUUUGGGAAGGCCCGGUGGAUACUCUUAGUGUAAAUCAUCUCGCUGCGGUUGCUGACAGGGAUUCAUAUCGCAAGACUUAUAUUGAUCCGUCAGAACCCAGGCACCGCGAAAUACGGUCGAUGUUUAAAAGUGUGGUUCUUGCAAAACGGCGUGCGAUUACCAAGAAGGAUAAACUAGCAGUCGAGCGCCAAAAUGAAGAGUUGAAAUCUGCAGCUCGUGCAAGGUUGAGUGAGCUGAAAUCAAAGGGGGUCCUUCCUCGUAGGCGGCAGACGCUCGAACAAGUGCGUGGUGUGUGAUUUAUUGAGAGUGAAUGGAAUCAGAGCGAAGCUGAGAAACAGUCGGCAUUCAUCUGGAAUGGGGUCAUUCCUCGGAGGCAUAAGCCUCGAUCAGUACUGGGUGUGCAGAGACAAUGGAAGCGGGAGGAAAUUGAGCAGCCGCCGUUGAUCGGGAAUACGUGUUAAAGAAAUUCAUGAGAUUUGAAGAGUCUUUAAAAGAGAAAGAGAGGAUGGCAAAUGAAAUCAGGAUGGCUAGCUCUAGCCCGAUAAGCUGAUGUCGCUCAUCAAGACCACUAUUAACAUCUGAUUCAGGAGAUUAAACUUGUGUAUAAUCGCAAAUUGAUCUUCAGUCGCCAGUCAACUUGUGGUGUUGGAUUGAGUCCCCACUGGAGCGUUCAAGUCCAUUGAUGGGUGUUCCUAUUAUAUCAGCAAGAACCUAAUGCAUCCCUGUCUACUAGAUUAGGCCAUAGUCUCAUUGUUGUAGUGCGCAUUUUUUGUCAUUUGCUUCAGUAUUGAUGGGACUGUCUAUAGCUUAAUGGCAGUGUUUAAUCUCCCUUGUUUUGCUUUGGGUUUUUCUCUCAUUUGCUUCUAUAUCUAAGAAGUACUCUUUCACCCAAAUCGAUGCCUAUCACUAUACUUGUCCUGAUGUUGAACGAAUCAUUUAUUCUAAGGUUGAGGAAGCUGUAAUGAACGAUCCAAGAA